Messenger RNA from Penicillium hordei, 2181 nucleotides. Its product is annotated as WD40 repeat domain-containing protein. The coding region runs from base 1 to 2181 and encodes 726 amino acids. The transcript has 7 exons. Gene Ontology annotation, biological process: proteasome-mediated ubiquitin-dependent protein catabolic process. Gene Ontology annotation, cellular component: GID complex. Gene Ontology annotation, molecular function: protein binding. NCBI's taxonomy places the organism in Eukaryota, Fungi, Ascomycota, Eurotiomycetes, Eurotiales, Aspergillaceae. The record is from RefSeq and is a predicted model, not a curated record.
AUGGGGGGAUUGGGCAGAUCUAGAGAUAUUGUCGAACUGGCUCACAAUCCACCACCGCAUCAUCCCCUUAUCACUCCCGACCACCCUGAUCCUUCUUUACCCGUCAAUACAGCUCCCGCCUCGGUAGGCAAUCCCGGGUCCCAAACGUCAGAGUUCCUGUCCGCCGCAUCUCAACCACCCAGCUCAUCUACCCCUCGGCCCAACCGUCGCCGCCGCCUUUCGAGCAGCCCGGAUAUCCUUGGCCCCUCCUCGGCGGAGACCGGACACCCUCCCCGAAUAGCACGUGAGACCGCAUCUCAGAAUUACCCCAGCCGAGUUCUUGGCCGACCGGACGGCCAACCUCCAUCCCCCAAGCGCAGGCGCCUGGUAAUCAUGCGUCCCGACGGAACAUCAACAGAAAAUGGCUUCUUAGACGCUUCAAAUGAAUCCCUUGCAUCGACAUCGAGGAAGACUGGUCCGAAUGGGCAAGCGGCAACGAACGGGAGCUCUCAUACAAAUGGCUCUAAAGGGCCAUCUCAGUCUUCGACCUACUACGGCCACAACCGGGAGGAGGUGACGCGGAUUUUGAUACAGAGUUUGUACGAGCUGGGUUAUAAUGAGUCGGCAUCCUUGUUGAGCUCAGAGAGCGGCUAUGAACUGGAAACGUCUGGGGUUGCAACGUUCCGGAGUGCGGUGUUAGGUGGGAAAUGGCCAGAAGCGGAGAGAAUCUUGAUUCAAUCGUUUCGAAAUGCCGGGUCACAACAGGUCGACGGGAAAUCUCCCCAAGAGGAGACCCUGGUAUUAGCGGAGGAGGCCGACAGGAACGAGAUGCUAUUCUAUCUGCGACAACAGAAGUUCCUCGAGUUGCUAGAAGCGCGUGAUCUACCUGCAGCUCUCAACGUUCUUCGCUCAGAACUGACGCCCUUGAAUUUUGACGUCGAGCGUCUACACGCCCUAUCAAGUCUGCUUAUGUGCCCGACCGAGGUCUUACAUGCCCAACCGGGAUGGGAUGGCUCCGUCAGCUCAUCGCGUGAACGACUGCUUGGCGAGUUGUCAAAAUCCAUUUCUCCUUCCGUGAUGAUCCCGCAACAUCGUCUGGCCCUCUUACUAGAUCAUGUCAAGCGGACUCAAAUCAACAACUGCGUUUAUCAUAAUACCGCCGACCCUCCGUCGCUCUACUCCGACCACAUGUGCGACCGAAACGAUUUCCCGUUGGACAUCACUGUGGACUUGACCCAGCACUCCGAUGAAGUAUGGUAUUGCGAGUUUUCUCACGACGGCUCCAAACUCGUUACUGCUGGUAAGGAUCAUAAUGUGCUCGUCUAUAACACGACAGAUUUCAGCAUUAUCCACAGACUUACGGAACAUGAGGACGGAGUUGCGUUCGCCAGUUGGAGUCCAGAUGACUCCAAACUAAUUACUUGCUCGCAAGAUAAGAAGGCGCGUGUAUGGAGCGUAGAGAGUGGUCGUUGUCUGCUCACUAUUAACCAUCACCGUCAACCGGUAACAGCAGCUGCCUGGGCAGCAGAUGGUGAGUCUUUUGUGACAGCUUCUCUCGAUGCUGAAUCACAGCUCCGUCACUGGAGCAUGCGCGGUCAAUCUCUAUACACGUGGAAAGGCGGAUUCCGUGUACAAGACUGUGCCAUUAGCGCAGACGGACGACGCCUUGUUGCUGCCGACACAGAAGCGAAGGUCCAUGUGUACAACAUGAUUACAUACGAAGAGGACUACUGUCUCCCACUGCCGAGCAAACCGACCUCGGUUGCUAUCAGCAAAGAUUCGCGGCAUAUGCUUAUAAAUUUGGCUGAGGGCGAGAUCCAACUAGUUGACAUGGAAACUACCGCUGUUAUCCGUCAGUUCAAGGGACAAAAGCAAGGCGAGUUCGUGAUUCGCAGUACGUUUGGAGGAGCAGCCGAGAACUUUGUCGUCAGCGGAAGUGAAGACUCCAAAGUCUACAUCUGGCACAAGGAAAAUGGAAACAUUGUAGAGACUCUGGAAGGACAUAUCUCCGGAUGCGUGAACUCGAUAUCAUGGAACCCGGUAGACCCGGGAAUGUUCGCAUCAGCAGGCGACGACCAUGCAGUAAGGAUCUGGUCCCGUGAGGACAAUCGAUCCCGUCCAGUAGGACCAGUUCAACGCAGCGGGAUACCCUCAAAUGGAGUUACGCGAACAAGCGCAUUGAGGACGACAUCCGCUUUCUAA